Mauremys reevesii (Reeves's turtle) is the source of this 2365-nucleotide messenger RNA. RefSeq names its product heat shock cognate 71 kDa protein-like. Lineage: Eukaryota; Metazoa; Chordata; Testudines; Geoemydidae. Gene Ontology annotation, molecular function: misfolded protein binding; ATP-dependent protein folding chaperone; ATP hydrolysis activity. The transcript has 8 exons. Bases 6 to 1835 code for a protein of 609 amino acids. Gene Ontology annotation, biological process: cellular response to unfolded protein; vesicle-mediated transport; protein refolding. Gene Ontology annotation, cellular component: plasma membrane; cytosol; cytoplasm. The record is from RefSeq and is a predicted model, not a curated record.
GCAAAAUGUCUAAGGGGCCAGCAGUUGGAAUUGAUCUUGGCACCACGUAUUCCUGUGUUGGUGUCUUCCAACAUGGCAAGGUGGAAAUCCUUACCAAUGAUCAGGGUAACAGGACCACGCCAAGUUAUGUUGCCUUCACAGAUACAGAGAGGCUGAUUGGCGAUGCUGCAAAAAACCAAGCUUCAAGGAAUCCUACUAACACAGUCUUUGGUGCAAAGCGGCUGAUUGGUCGUAGAUUUGAUGAUGCUGUUGUCCAGUCUGACAUGAAACAUUGGCCUUUCACUGUUGUGAAUGAUGCUGGCAGGCCAAAAGUCCAGGUCAACUACAAAGGGAAGACCAAAAGCUUCUACCCAGAGGAAAUAUCUUCCAUGGUAUUGACUAAGAUGAAGGAGAUUGCAGAAGCAUACCUUGGGAAGACUGUUACCAAUGCUGUGGUCACAGUACCAGCCAGCUUUAAUGACUCCCAGCGCCAGGCCACAAAAGAUGCUGGAACCAUUGCAGGUCUCAUUGUGCUCCGGAUCAUCAAUGAACCGACAGCUGCUGCUAUUGCUUAUGCUUUGGACAAGAAGGUUGGAGCUGAAAGGAAUGUCCUGAUCUUUGAUCUUGGUGGUGGCACUUUUAAUGUUUCAAUCCUCACUAUUGAGGAUGGCCUCUUUGAAGUAAAGUCAACUGCAGGUAAUAACCACUUGGGUGGGGAGGACUUUGAUAACCGCAUGGUCAAUCAUUUCAUUGCUGAAUUCAAGCACAAGCACAAGAAGGAUAUUACCGAGAACAAGAGAGCAGUUCGCCGUCUCCGCACAGCUUGUGAACAUGCAAAGCGUACCCUCUCCUCUGGUACUCGGGCUAGUAUUGAGAUUGACACUCUCUAUGAGGACAUUGAUUUUUACACCUCGAUUACCAGAGCUCGUUUUGAAGAGUUAAAUGCUGAUCUGUUCCGUGGCACUCUGGAUCCUGUGGAGAAGGCCCUGCAGGAUGCCAGACUAGACAAAUCACAGAUCCAUGAUAUUGUACUGGUUGGUGGGUCCACCCAAGUCCCCAAGAUUCAGCAACUGCUCCAGAAUUUCUUCAGUGGCAAAGAGUUGAACAAGAGCAUCAAUCCUGAUGAAGCUGUGGCUUACGGUGCAGCUGUUCAGGCUGCCAUCUUGUGUGGCGACAAGUCUGAGAAUGUAGCAGACCUGCUGCUGGUGGAUGUCACUCCUCUGUCUCUUGGUAUCGAAACAGCUGGAGGUGUCAUGACGGUCCUGAUCAAGCGAAACACUAGAAUCCCCAUCGAGCAGACUCAGACAUUCUCCACUUACUCUGACAAGCAGCCUAGUUUUCUGAUUCAAGUCUAUGAAGGGGAGAGAACCAUGACAAAAGACAACUUGCUGGGCAAGCUUGAGCUGACUGGCAUCCGUCCAACUCCAAGGGGUGUACCUCAACUUGAAGUAACAUUUGAUAUUGAUGCCAAUGGCCUCCUUAAUGUGUCUGCUGUGGACAAGAGUACUGGCAAGGAGAACAAGAUCACAAUUACCAAUGACAAAGGUCGCUUAAGCAAGAAAGACAUUGAACGCAUGGUCCAGGAAGCAGAGAAAUACAAAGCAGAAGAUAAGACGCAGCUUGAUAAGGUGUCUUCCAAGAAUUCUCUAGAAUCCUAUGCUUUCAAUAUGAAGGCCACUGUUGAAGAUGAGAAGCUCCAGGGCAAGAUCAGUGAUGAGGACAAACAGAAAAUCCUGGACAAAUGCAAUGAAAUUAUCAACUGGGUGGAUAACAAUCAGGCUGCUGAGAGAGCAGAGUUUGAACAUCAACAGAAGGAGCUGGCGAAGGUCUGCAACCCCAUCAUCACCAAGCUGUAGCAGAGUGCAGGAGGGAUGCCUGGUGGCAUGCCUGUUGCAUUCCCUGGUGGUUGGAGCUGCCCGAUCUGGAGGGGCCUCAUCUGGACCUUGAGGAGGUGGAUUAAAUGCACAGGAAGCAACCUUCCACAGCUGGCUAUUGUAAUAAGAGGAGGCCCUGAAACAAAGCCUUGUAUUAGAGGCCCAGUAUGAAGCCCAAAGCCUGGACUAAAGUAAUGGUCAAGACUUUACUAAUGUAAAGCAAAGUUAAGCUGUGAGCCAGAGGCAGGCCCUGCUCACAGAAGCUGGCAAGGAAAGAGCAAGAUACAGACCUAAAAGGUCCUGGACACCAGGUAUCAGACCGUUCCAAUACUUGCCCAUUCCACACAGAUAACAAGGAAGAGGCUGACCCAUCCUGAAGAUGGGCAAAGGGGUAAUAUGAUGGAUAGAGUUGUUUUGUUCAUACCAACAUGUGUACAAGGUGAGAGGCGGCACCUUGCUACGCAGAGGGGUUGUACCUCAAUACGUCAGGACUGAUGUAUAACUUGUUUGUA